AUGAAGGGAUUUGCGAUAUUCGGUCAAUCGUCGGUCCAUCGUCAGCAGGCCCUGCUGCUGCUGCUUCCUCUUCUUUUCGUCGGCUCCGUUGUCGGCGAGAUAGAGAGACGUACCUCGAAACAAAUGGUUGAGGAAUCUCCAGAGACUUUAGCCUCUACUCUGAGCAAGGAUUGUGGCAAAUCCUACAGUGCCACUUGCCUGAAACUAGACGUGGUAUCCUUCCUGGAUAGAUUAUCUGAACAGGAAGACAUCAAUAUCCUACCGGGAGUGUCGGUGAUCAAAGAAAAUAGUUCUGCCAGUAUGCCAGCUUCCGAGGUUGUCGCCAAUCUGGCUAGGGAUUUCCCUAACGACGUGGAGAAGAGACUGGACGCGUAUCUGGUUCACAAGGUCGGAAGCUACCUGAACAGCCACUCGAUAUCCAUCAAAUUGUUCGAUCCCAGGACCUUCGAGGCUGCUAGGAACUUUAACGAGGAAACGUUGGCUCAACUUGGCCUUGGCGGUGGACAGAGUGUCGGAACUGGACGUAAGAAGGAGAAGGGCGGUAUGAACGGUUUAUUCGCUGGUCUGAUGAUGAUGAAGGGUACCCUCGGCGCUAUCGGUUUCGGUGCCCUCGCCCUACUCGCCGGAAAAGCUCUGAUGACCGGUCUGAUGGCCCUCAUGUUAUCAGCCAUCGUUGGUUUGAAAUCUUUGGCCGGUGGUGGCGAAAAGAAGACUACCUACGAGAUUGUCAGUAAACCCGUAUACUCGAGUUCUCAUACUCACAGCUCCGAGGAGCACCACGGCCACGGCUAUGGACAUUCCGGAUACGGGAGAUCCUUGGACACGAUCCACGACAGCGUCCAGCAGGCCGUUCUGAAAUAUGGCAACGCGCGGGAUCGUCGAUCGCUAUUCCGGCAAAAUUAA
Bombus pyrosoma is the source of this 903-nucleotide messenger RNA. RefSeq lists its product as uncharacterized. The record is from RefSeq and is a predicted model, not a curated record. Lineage: Eukaryota; Metazoa; Arthropoda; Insecta; Hymenoptera; Apidae. The transcript has 2 exons. The coding region runs from base 1 to 903 and encodes 300 amino acids.